CGCCGCCAUAUUGGCUGUUGUCCUGUCUAAGGGGUACGGGUCCGGGUUGUUGCUUUUAGGGUCGUUGUGGUGUUACAGAGGGCAUUGUGUGUCCCGAGACCCUGUGGCUUCACGAGCGAUGACGAGAAGGCGGAACAAGCAGGGCAGCAGCCGCAGGGAGCGUGUAGCGGGGCAGCAGAGGCCGUGCAAAGGCUCCCUUGUUUCUGAUGGAUCAGAGACAGAUGCGAGAGAGAGGUUUGCAGAGAUGGGCAAAGCCGGACAGGUGCUGCCAUCUUCAAACCAGUUUGUGCAGACAUGUUGCCUGUUGUGUCACCGGGAAAGAAAAGACUGGGUGGCUUCCCCUCCCUACAAUGGGCUGCCGUCUCCAUUGGAUGAAAUCCCGGCCUCCUUUAUGCCUGCUCUGGCACAGAACCUGCUGGGAGAAAUGCCUCUGUGGAUCUGCCAGAGCUGCCGGAAGAGCGUGGAGGAGGAGGAAAGGCGAGUUCUCCCGGAGCAACCACUGUCGGUGUCUUUGUCUCACACAUCCUGUAAGUCCCAGUCUUGUGGCAUAGGUUCACACUCUUCUACAUCAUCCUCAUCAUCAUCUUCUUCUUCCUCCUCCUCGUCCUCCUCUUCUUCUUCCACAUCUUCAUCCUCGUCCUCUUCCUCCUCCUGCCAUGGGAAGUCUGGGGACUGGGACCCCAGCUCCUUCCUCUCUGCACACAAGCUAUCUGGGCUCUGGAACUCGCAACACUCGAACGGGAAUCUAGGAGGAUCUCCAGGCGAUAAGGGCAAUGGUCUUCCAGCAUCAUCAGAGCGUGUCAGUAAAACUCCUAAAGUCUCUGGACUGAAGGCCUGCCCUUAUAGUCCAUCAGGGGCCAGCACAGGGACGCUCCCUACCUCACUCAACUUUUGCAAGUCUCCAAAGCAGUUUAAAGGCAUGUGUCAUAGGCCAACUUCACCAGGGGAGGCAUACCACUCUUCAGAGCACCACCGGCACUCCGAUCCCAGCGCCCCACCUAAUAGCCCAACGGACCUCUCGUCUCAGCAGCAAACCUCUCCACAUAGCCCUCCCUCUUCACACCUCUCCCCUGCCAAUUCCCCUACUGCUUUCUCAGCAACAAGCCUUUCACCUAAUACAGCUUUUAAAGCUGCUGGGGCUCCUCGAGGCCCCCACAUUCCAGGCUCCAACUCUUCUCUCUUGAAAGUUAAUCCUCCACCACCACCACCACUCUCCUCUUGUAGUCAUCCUUGCAAUGGGCACUGCAACGGUGGAAAUAUACUUCAGGGAGGGGGCAUCCCUGGGACCACUAGUAACAGAGAUGCAGCGUGUAGAGGACACAGGUUUUCUGGUGUCUCGAGCUGCCCAGCCUUGCAGUCGUGUGAAGCAGAUGAGGGGCUCGGGGAAGAUGAAGACAGCAGUUCGGAGCGAAGCUCAUGCACCUCCUCUUCCACCAACCAGAGGGACGGCAAGUUCUGUGACUGUUGCUACUGCGAGUUCUUCGGGCAUAACACGCCACCUCCAGCUCCUACGAGCCGGAAUUACCCCGAGAUGCGAGAAAAGCUUCGUUCCCGACUUACCAAACGAAAAGAAGAGCUUCCGCAGAAACAGCACUCCCCUGGUGAACAAGCUGUGGACCACCGAGACGUAGAUGAGCUCCUGGACUUCAUUAACAGCACCGAACCCAAAACUACCAGCAGCAGCAAGGCAGCCAAGAGGGCACGGCACAAGCUGAAGAAAAAGGAGAGAGCCCUGCAGGAAGCAGAUACACAUAAGGCAUCUGUUGAGGAUACAGCUGCUCCAACAUCUGGGGAGAAGCUACUCCAGUGGCCUCAGCUGGAGUUAGAGCGAGUGAACAGCUUCCUUACCAGCCGGCUUGAGGAGAUCAAGAAUACCAUUAAGGACUCUAUUCGUGCCAGUUUUAGUGUCUAUGACUUGAACCUUGAUGUAAAUGAUUUCCCUAAGAAAGCGGCAGUGUUGGAGCAGAAGAGCUUGUUAUCUCAUCUUAAUGGUUCUUCUGAUCUGCAGGAGAUUGAUCUUGACCUCUCCCCUCUUAGUCUUAAUGGUUCAAAGAGUCAGACUACAAACUCUUUAGGGGGCACGGAAAACACGGUUACACAAUCAUCUGAAAAUGGUGUGGUGAAGAGGCUUAGUGCUGUUCCCAACCUGUCCCGCAUGAUAUGGGUUCAGUCUCCAAAAGCAGCAGAAUCUGGACAAAGUACAGACUGUACAAACGCUGGCACUGUUCCAGAGAGCCACGUGCAAGACAUUCAGAUGCCACCAGUUACAGGACGCCAAAAGAGGGCAAAGAAGCAAAGUCUCCAAACACGAAAGACUGAGACAGCCAGCGGUAAUAUUAUGGUUGCCAAGCAUCCUGCUGCUGGACCAAAGGAGCCAUUGCAUCAUUUAACUGAGAAAGCAGGAGAACACACGCUACAGGGACUAGAUCCUGUGAUUUCUGAGAGCUUCCAGUCUGAGAGAGAGAAAAACAAGCUGGAAGGGUGUGAGAAGACAGCCGUUCCUGGUGAUGGUGGAGACUCUGCUAAUGUAUCUCUGUCUGAUUCACCUCAACCAAAAAGCAAAACAAGGAAAAGCAAGAACAAGAUGGAUAAACCUAGCAUAUCCAUUGAUGAUGUCUUCCUCCCAAAGGAUGUAGACAGUACAGAAAUGGAUGAGACGGAUCGAGAAGUUGAAUAUUUCAAGAGGUUCUGUCUGGAUUCUGCCAAGCAGACACGUCAGAAAGUGGCUGUAAACUGGACCAAUUUUAGCUUGAAGAAAUCCACAUCCAAUGUGGCACAGUGAUGUCUGCACUUCAUUCAUUUUUUACUUCACCCUCCUUGUUCCUACCAAUACAAA
Messenger RNA from Spea bombifrons (plains spadefoot toad), 2836 nucleotides. It is a transcript of the gene FAM193B, whose product is annotated as family with sequence similarity 193 member B. NCBI's taxonomy places the organism in Eukaryota, Metazoa, Chordata, Amphibia, Anura, Pelobatidae. Gene Ontology annotation, cellular component: nucleus; cytoplasm. The coding region runs from base 119 to 2782 and encodes 887 amino acids. The transcript has 10 exons. The record is from RefSeq and is a predicted model, not a curated record.